AUGCCCCCAAAGAAGCAGGCCCCUAGCUCGAGUUCUAAAGUCAAGGAUGACAAGACCUUCGGGAUGAAAAAUAAAAACAAAUCCGCGAAGGUGCAAAAGCAAAUUGCCACCAUAGAGAAGCAACAGCAACAAGCGGGAAAAUCUCGUGCGGUACUUGAGAAGGAGAAGGAAAAGGCGCUGCGCGAGAAAGCCAAGUUGGAAGAAGAGAAAAGGAAAAAGGAGGAGGCGGCGCUCUUUAAGCCUGUCCAAGCCCAGAAGGUACCAUUCGGCGUCGACCCGAAGACGAUUUUGUGUGCCUUUUACAAGGCAGGACAUUGCGAUAAGGGUAAUAAAUGUAAAUUCAGUCAUGAUAUGAAUGUGGGACGUAAAGUUGAGAAGAAGAAUCUGUAUGAGGAUAACCGGGAGGAUAAGAUGACAGACACUAUGGAUAAAUGGGACGAAGAGAAAUUGAGAAGUGUCGUUCUGUCAAAGCAUGGCAAUCCGCGGACCACAACCGACAUCGUCUGCAAAUACUUCAUCCAAGCAAUCGAGACCGAGAAAUUUGGAUGGUUUUGGGAAUGUCCGAACGGGGGCGAGUCAUGUCAAUAUAGACAUGCAUUACCCCCAGGAUUCAUGCUCAAGUCACAAAAGAAGGCUGCGGCUGAUGCUGAGAAAGCAAAUGUAAUCAGUCUGGAGGAAUUCUUGGAAGUUGAGCGCCAUAAAUUGGGCUCCAACUUGACGCCGGUUACGCCUGAGUCAUUUGCUAAGUGGAAACAGACACGGAUGGAUAAGAAGCAAGGGGAAGAGGAGGCACUGCGGAAGGCCAAAGAUGCACAACACGCAGCAGGCAAGAAUUCUGGUAUGAGCGGAAGGGACCUGUUCACGUACAAUCCAGAGUGGUUUGAGGACGAAGACCCGGAUGAUGAAGAAGAAUGGGACUUAGCGAAGUAUCGGAAGGCGAAGGAGGAUGAAGACCUUGCAGCCGAAGAAGAUAGAAUCAAAAAUCUCAACCUGCAGGAUGAAGAGUCAUCAAGGGAUUCGGAAGGUGGUACGAGUCGUGACGACCAAGCCUGA
Fibroporia radiculosa is the source of this 1053-nucleotide messenger RNA. RefSeq lists its product as uncharacterized. Gene Ontology annotation, cellular component: cytosol. Gene Ontology annotation, molecular function: metal ion binding; mRNA binding. The record is from RefSeq and is a predicted model, not a curated record. Bases 1 to 1053 code for a protein of 350 amino acids. The transcript has 8 exons. Gene Ontology annotation, biological process: cytoplasmic translation. Lineage: Eukaryota; Fungi; Basidiomycota; Agaricomycetes; Polyporales; Fibroporiaceae.